AUGGAUGGAUUCAGUCUUUUACCUGACGAUACCCUAUCGAAGAUAUUGUCGUUUCUUGAGACAAAAGAUGUUAUGCAAACUAUGCUUUUGUCCAAACGCUUUAAGUCUCUCUGGAAGUUGGUACCAAGACUUGAGUUCGAUGAUAUGAGAGUUACGGAGCAUGAAUAUGCAAAAUUUUGGCGGUUUGUGGACAGAGCGUUCAUGUCACACGAAGGUCAGGCUCUACAGAAUCUGCAUCUCAAAUUAAGGCGACAAUGCACAGAUGGAGAUGUAGCGAUUUGGGUUGGAACCGCGGUGAAACGUGGUCUAAUGGAGCUGGAAUUCAUGAAUUAUAAUUUUUCGUGGACAGCCUCAAUGCCGAAAAGCCUGUAUACUUGCGGAACACUUGUGGUUCUGAAACUGUUAAACGUUAAAUUAGAUGUUCCUGAUCUGGUUUGUCUAAGGUCUCUGAAAACUUUAUCCCUCAAAUAUAUGAAUCGCUCUGAAGGGAGUUCUUCUUUACUUAGACUUUUACCCAACUGUCCUGUUCUUGAAGACUUGUUCAUACAUCUAACUCCAUAUCCCAACCCCGCUAUGCCUUUCAAGAUUGUUGUGCCUUCCUUGAAGAGAUUAUCUUUGUUCGACUCAUGUCAAGAUUCCGGAAUCACGGGACUUGUGUUAGAUGCUCCUUGUCUGAAAUUCUUGCACGUUGUAGAUCGUUGGAGCCAUUCACGUAAUAGCCAGAGUAUUAACAUGAAUGAGGUCGUGGAGGACAAUAUGGGGGUUAUUCUCAACCGACCCGAGAAGCUUCUGCGUUCUCUUGCUUCCGUCGAGCAUAUUCUUUUAUGUUUAUCCGCUCCAGAGGUUGUGUAUCCUGUUGGUAGUUGCUUCAGUAGACUCAAAUUUUUGGAAGUGUGUCCAUGCAAAUCAGAGUGGCUUGAUCUAUUUAUGCGUCUGCUCAAAGAUUCGCCUAGCGUAAAGUCUAUCAAAAUCAACCGGUGUCAUUGUGUGCUAUAUCCUCCGCGGCCUUAUAUCCGGCCGCACUGGAAUCGACCGAGCUCUGUUCCAAGAUGUUUGUCGUCGAAUCUUGAAUUUUUCAAGUGGAUUAAUUACGAAGGAACGCAAGAAGAGAAAGAACUUUCGACAUAUAUCUUGAAAACCGCAGUUUGUUUGAAGAAGGCGAGUUUCACUGCUAAAUCCAAUGAUGACAAGAAGAAACUGGAGUUGCUCCGGGAGCUAUCCUUGUCGCGUAGGGCUUCUUCCACUUGUGAGCUUGUGUUUAACUGA
This is a messenger RNA of Microthlaspi erraticum, 1266 nucleotides long. Lineage: Eukaryota; Viridiplantae; Streptophyta; Magnoliopsida; Brassicales; Brassicaceae. The record is from the annotation of a GenBank genome assembly.